AUGGGUCCCAUUCCGACAUUCCUUGGGAAACUUACGGAACUUUUCCUUUCUGGAAAUGACUUGAGCGGUUCAAUUCCAGAAUCCAUCGGAAGAUUAGCUGCUUUAACAGCUUUGUCUCUAUACGGCAAUAAGUUAAGCGGGACUAUUCCCGAUUCAAUUGGACAACUCUCUAAACUCCAGUUUCUUGAUGUCUCUUCAAAUCGGUUAAUUGGGAGUAUUCCGGUUUCAAUUGGGCAACUCUCUAAACUCAGUUCUCUUGAUGUCUCUUAUAAUUCUUUGGAAGGAGAAAUUUAUGAAUCCCAUUUCGCUAAUCUCUCGAUGUUGAAGGAGUUCAAUGUAGCUUCUAACAUUAAAAUGACUUUGAAUUUUUCACGUGAGUGGCUUCCUCCAUUCCAGUUGAGAGAUAUUGAUCUCAGUUCUUGCAAGAUUGGAAACGGAUUUCCUCAGUGGCUUCAAAAUCAGAGGAAACUUCAUAGAUUAGUUUUAUCUAAUACAGCCAUUUCAGGACCUCUGCCCACAUGGUUGCGAAAGAUGCCCAUCAUUCCUUUCAUGGAUCUCUCCCACAACAACCUAAGCGGACCUUUAACCAACCUUCCUAAUGGGGUUGCCAAUGUGGAUGAUGAGGAUUUUUUUGAACAAGUGUUAUAUCUUCAAAAUAACACUUUCAAUGAGUCGAUUCCAAGGUCCUUGUGCAAGAGGACAGAUUUAGUUUAUCUUGAUCUUUCCAAAAAUAGGUUAACUGGAGAAAUUCCCAAAUGUUUCAAGAAUCUGCAAAACCUGGCGUUCCUGAGAUUAAGCUCAAAUGGGUUAAGUGGCAUCAUUCCAAGUUUUAUAGGGCACUUUUCAAAAUUAGGAUCGCUAAACUUGAAUGAUAAUAACUUUAGUGGUGAGCUUCCUGCAGAACUUUGGAAUUUAAGUGAGUUAUGUGUCUUAGAUUUGGGUGAUAAUGCAUUCUGCGGAAAUAUACCAGAAUGGAUUGGAGAAAAAAUUAAAUCAUUGCGGGUAUUCAGGUUACACAAGAAUAACUUCACUGGAGGAAUUCCUCGAUCUCUGUGCACAAAUAUAGAUCUUCAAAUUUUGGAUGUUGCACACAACAGCUUAACAGGAACAAUCCCUCAUUGUCUAGGAGAAUUGCAAGGUAUGCGUGACGGUCAUUACUACGGUAUUGGUUUUAGUGAGAGUACUGAGGAGGGGCUGGUUCAGGUUAUGAAAGGCAGUUCUCUUGAAUAUACGAAUACAUGGUAUUAUGUCAAUAACAUAGACCUUUCAAGCAAUAAAUUCGUUGGAGAGAUACCUGUAGAAUUAACUACACUUUCUGAAUUGGUGGGUCUCAAUUUGGCCAAUAAUCAUCUUAGUGGAGGCAUUCCAGAGGACAUUGGAAACAUGAAAGCAUUAAAUUCUCUUGAUUUAUCAGGAAACGAGUUGGGCGGUAUGAUCCCACCAAGCAUUGCAGCUUUGACUUUUUUGAGCUACUUGAAUUUGUCAAACAACAACUUGUCAGGUCAAAUUCCAACAGGAAAUCAGUUGCAGACCCUCAUUGAUCCAUCAAUAUAUACGGGGAACAAAGAUCUAUGUGGCCCUCCGUUGCCAAAGAAUUGCUCCAAUCCGGAUGACCCAACCAUAACUCCCAAUAAAAAGUAUGAAGCAGCUCAUGAGCCCAACAAGGUAUGGUUUUAUGUGGACAUAAUAUGUGGUUAUGCAACAGGAUUUUGGGGUGUUAUUGUUGUUUUGAUGUUAAAGAAGCAGUGGAGACAUAAGCUUUUCAUGUUUGCUGAGGAGUACGUGGACAAGAUACACGUUGCAAUCAUGGUCAGAGUUAACAAGAUGAGGAUAGGAAGAGGAGCCAUAUAG
Molecule: messenger RNA, 1851 nt
Organism: Helianthus annuus (common sunflower)
Lineage: Eukaryota; Viridiplantae; Streptophyta; Magnoliopsida; Asterales; Asteraceae
Product: receptor-like protein EIX2
Exons: 1
Coding region: 1-1851 (616 amino acids)
Molecular function (GO): protein binding
Source: RefSeq, a predicted model, not a curated record